Molecule: messenger RNA, 7478 nt
Organism: Echinops telfairi (small Madagascar hedgehog)
Lineage: Eukaryota; Metazoa; Chordata; Mammalia; Afrosoricida; Tenrecidae
Gene: TAF1
Product: TATA-box binding protein associated factor 1
Exons: 40
Coding region: 44-5833 (1929 amino acids)
Biological process (GO): RNA polymerase II preinitiation complex assembly; transcription by RNA polymerase II; DNA-templated transcription initiation
Cellular component (GO): transcription factor TFIID complex
Molecular function (GO): RNA polymerase II general transcription initiation factor activity; DNA binding; TBP-class protein binding
Source: RefSeq, a predicted model, not a curated record
CUGGAAGUCUUUUCUUGCUGAUUGAUUUUGAAAUUUCCGGUCUAUGAGACCAGACUGGAAUUUGCUGCGGCACCGCGUCGCAGCCAGAGCUGCCGCCGCCAUCAUGUCAGACUCGGACAGCGAUGAAGAUUCGGCUGGAGGCGGUCCAUUUUCUUUAGCCGGUUUCCUUUUCGGCAACAUCAAUGGAGCCGGGCAGCUGGAGGGGGAAAGCGUCUUGGAUGAUGAGUGUAAGAAGCACUUGGCAGGCUUGGGGGCUUUGGGUCUGGGCAGCCUGAUCACUGAACUCACGGCAAAUGAAGAAUUGACUGGAAUUGACGGUGUCCUGGUAAAUGACGAAGGAUGGAUUAAAAGUACAGAAGAUGCUGUGGACUAUUCAGAUAUCAAUGAGGUAGCAGAAGAUGAAAGCCGAAGGUAUCAGCAGACAUUGGGGAGCUUGCAGCCACCUUGCCACUCAGAAUAUGAUGAUGAUGACUAUGAUGCUGAUUGUGAAGACAUCGAUUGCAAGUUAAUGCCUCCACCCCCACCACCCCCAAUAUCAAUAAAGAAGGAUAAGGACCAGGAUGCUAUUGCUGAUGUGUCUGAAGAUGGAGAAGGCAUCAUCUUGCCCUCCAUCAUUGCCCCUUCCUCUUUGGCCUCAGAGAAAGUGGACUUCAGUAGUUCCUCUGAUUCAGAGUCUGAGAUGGGACCCCAGGAACCAACACAUGCAGAAUCUGAAGAUGGAAAGCUGACUCUACCACUGGCUGGGAUUAUGCAGCAUGAUGCCACCAAGCUGUUGCCAAGUGUCACAGAACUUUUCCCAGAAUUUCGGCCUGGCAAGGUGUUACGUUUUCUACGUCUUUUUGGACCAGGGAAGAAUGUCCCAUCUGUUUGGCGGAGUGCUCGGAGAAAGAGGAAAAAGAAGCACCGUGAGCUUGUACAGGAAGAACAAAUUCAAGAGACAGAAUGCUCAGUAGAAUCAGAAGUCAACCAUAAGUCUUUGUGGAACUAUGACUAUGCCCCACCACCACCUCCAGAGCAGUGUCUCUCUGAUGAUGAAAUCACAAUGAUGGCUCCAGUGGAGUCCAAGUUUUCCCAAUCAACUGGAGAUAUAGAUAAAGUGACAGAUAACAAACCAAGAGUGGCUGAGUGGCGUUAUGGCCCUGCCCGGCUGUGGUACGAUAUGCUGGGUGUUCCUGAAGAUGGCAGUGGGUUUGAUUAUGGCUUCAAACUGAAAAAGACAGAACACGAUCCUUUGAUAAAAUGUAAAAUGAUAGAGGAUUUUAGGAUGCUUGAUGAAUGCAGUAGCACUGAUCUCUUGGCUGAUGAAAACUUCUUGAUGGUGACACAACUGCAUUGGGAGGAUGAUAUAAUAUGGGAUGGGGAAGAUGUCAAACAUAAAGGGACAAAGCCUCAGCGUGCAAGCCUGGCGGGCUGGCUUCCUUCCAGUAUGACUAGAAAUGCUAUGGCUUACAAUGUUCAACAAGGGUUUGCAGCUACCCUGGAUGAUGACAAACCUUGGUACUCCAUUUUUCCAAUUGAUAAUGAGGAGCUGGUCUAUGGACGUUGGGAAGACAAUAUUAUUUGGGAUGCUCAGUCCAUGUCCCGGUUGUUGGAGCCUCCUGUUUUGACACUUGAUCCCAAUGAUGAGAACCUCAUUUUGGAAAUUCCUGAUGAGAAGGAAGAAGCUACCUCGAACUCUCCCUCCAAGGAGAGUAAGAAGGAAUCAUCACUGAAGAAGAGUCGAAUUCUCUUAGGAAAAACAGGAGUCAUCAAGGAGGAACCACAGCAGAACAUGUCUCAGCCAGAAGUGAAAGAUCCUUGGAAUCUCUCCAAUGAUGAGUAUUACUAUCCCAAACAACAGGGUCUUCGAGGCACCUUUGGAGGGAAUAUUAUCCAGCAUUCAAUUCCUGCUGUGGAAUUGCGUCAGCCCUUCUUUCCCACUCACAUGGGGCCCAUCAAACUCCGGCAGUUCCAUCGCCCACCUCUGAAAAAAUACUCCUUUGGGGCACUCUCUCAACCAGGUCCCCACUCAGUCCAGCCUUUGUUGAAGCACAUCAAAAAGAAGGCCAAGAUGAGAGAACAAGAAAGACAAGCUUCAGGUGGUGGAGAGAUGUUUUUCAUGCGCACACCUCAGGACCUCACAGGCAAAGAUGGAGAUCUUAUUCUUGCAGAAUAUAGUGAGGAAAAUGGACCCUUAAUGAUGCAGGUUGGCAUGGCAACCAAGAUAAAAAACUACUAUAAACGGAAACCUGGGAAGGAUCCUGGAGCCCCAGAUUGCAAAUAUGGCGAAACUGUUUACUGCCAUACAUCUCCUUUCCUGGGCUCUCUCCAUCCUGGGCAAUUACUACAGGCAUUUGAGAACAACCUUUUUCGUGCCCCAAUUUAUCUUCAUAAGAUGCCAGAAACUGACUUCCUGAUCAUUCGAACAAGACAGGCCUACUAUAUUCGGGAAUUAGUGGAUAUUUUUGUUGUUGGCCAGCAAUGCCCCUUGUUUGAAGUUCCUGGGCCCAACUCCAAGAGAGCCAAUACACAUAUUCGUGACUUUCUACAGGUUUUUAUUUACCGCCUGUUCUGGAAGAGUAAAGAUCGGCCGCGGCGGAUUCGAAUGGAAGAUAUAAAAAAAGCUUUUCCAUCCCAUUCAGAAAGCAGCAUCCGGAAGAGGCUAAAGCUUUGCGCUGAUUUCAAACGCACAGGGAUGGACUCAAACUGGUGGGUGUUGAAGUCUGAUUUUCGUUUACCAACUGAAGAGGAGAUAAGAGCUAUGGUGUCUCCUGAGCAGUGCUGUGCUUAUUACAGCAUGAUAGCUGCAGAACAGCGAUUGAAGGAUGCUGGCUAUGGCGAAAAGUCUUUUUUUGCCCCAGAAGAAGAAAAUGAAGAGGAUUUUCAGAUGAAGAUUGAUGAUGAGGUUCGCACAGCUCCUUGGAACACUACAAGAGCUUUCAUUGCUGCCAUGAAGGGCAAGUGUCUACUGGAGGUAACUGGGGUGGCAGAUCCCACAGGAUGUGGUGAAGGAUUCUCCUAUGUGAAGAUUCCAAACAAACCAACACAACAAAAGGAUGAUAAGGAGCCUCAACCAGUGAAGAAAACAGUGACAGGAACAGAUGCAGACCUCCGUCGCCUUUCUCUGAAAAAUGCCAAGCAACUUCUACGUAAAUUUGGUGUGCCCGAGGAAGAGAUUAAAAAAUUGUCCCGCUGGGAAGUAAUCGAUGUGGUGCGCACAAUGUCAACCGAACAGGCCCGCUCUGGAGAGGGGCCCAUGAGCAAAUUUGCCCGAGGAUCAAGGUUUUCUGUGGCUGAACAUCAAGAACGUUACAAAGAGGAAUGUCAGCGCAUCUUUGACCUGCAGAACAAGGUUUUGUCAUCAACUGAAGUCUUAUCAACUGACACAGACAGCAGCUCAGCUGAAGAUAGUGACUUUGAAGAAAUGGGAAAGAACAUCGAGAACAUGUUGCAGAACAAGAAAACCAGCUCUCAGCUAUCACGUGAACGGGAAGAACAGGAGAGGAAAGAGCUACAGCGGAUGCUACUGGCAGGCUCAGCAGCUUCAGGAAACAGUCACAGAGAUGAUGACACAGCUUCUGUGACUAGCCUUAACUCUUCUGCCACUGGGCGCUGUCUCAAGAUUUACCGCACAUUUCGAGAUGAGGAAGGGAAAGAAUAUGUUCGCUGUGAGACUGUCCGAAAACCAGCUGUCAUUGAUGCCUAUGUACGCAUACGGACCACAAAAGACGAAGAAUUCAUUCGAAAAUUUGCCCUUUUUGAUGAGCAGCAUCGUGAAGAGAUGCGAAAAGAGCGACGAAGGAUUCAAGAGCAACUGAGGCGGCUUAAGCGGAACCAGGAAAAGGAGAAACUUAAAGGUCCUCCUGAAAAGAAGCCCAAAAAAAUGAAGGAACGCCCUGACCUAAAACUGAAAUGUGGGGCAUGUGGUGCCAUUGGACACAUGAGAACAAACAAGUUCUGUCCCCUUUAUUAUCAAACAAAUGCACCACCCUCCAACCCUGUUGCUAUGACAGAGGAGCAGGAAGAGGAGUUGGAAAAGACAGUCAUUCAUAAUGAUAAUGAAGAACUCAUUAAGGUAGAAGGAACCAAGAUUGUCUUGGGGAAGCAGCUAAUUGAAAGUGCAGAUGAGGUUCGCAGAAAAUCUCUGGUUCUCAAAUUCCCUAAGCAGCAACUUCCUCCAAAGAAGAAACGGCGUGUUGGAACCACUGUUCACUGUGACUACUUAAAUAGACCUCAUAAGUCUAUUCACCGGCGCCGGACAGACCCCAUGGUGACCCUUUCAUCUAUCUUGGAGUCUAUCAUCAAUGAUAUGAGAGAUUUACCAAAUACAUACCCUUUCCACACACCAGUCAAUGCAAAAGUUGUAAAAGACUACUAUAAAAUUAUUACUCGACCAAUGGACCUGCAAACACUCCGUGAAAAUGUACGUAAACGACUCUACCCAUCUCGAGAAGAGUUCAGAGAGCAUUUGGAGUUAAUUGUGAAAAAUAGUGCAACUUAUAAUGGUCCAAAGCAUUCAUUGACUCAGAUCUCUCAAUCCAUGCUGGAUCUCUGUGAUGAAAAACUCAAAGAGAAAGAAGACAAAUUGGCUCGUUUAGAGAAAGCUAUCAACCCUUUGCUGGAUGAUGAUGACCAAGUGGCAUUUUCUUUCAUUCUUGACAACAUUGUCACCCAGAAAAUGAUGGCAGUUCCAGAUUCUUGGCCAUUUCACCACCCAGUCAAUAAGAAGUUUGUGCCAGAUUAUUACAAAGUGAUUGUCAACCCAAUGGAUUUAGAGACUAUACGUAAGAACAUCUCCAAGCACAAGUAUCAGAGUCGGGACAGCUUUCUAGAUGAUGUAAACCUUAUUCUGGCCAACAGUGUUAAGUACAAUGGGCCUGAGAGUCAGUAUACUAAGACUGCUCAAGAGAUUGUGAACAUCUGUUACCAGACAUUGACAGAGUAUGAUGAACAUUUGACUCAACUUGAGAAGGAUAUUUGUACAGCUAAGGAAGCAGCUUUGGAGGAAGCAGAUUUAGAAAGCUUGGACCCAAUGACCCCAGGGCCUUAUACACCUCAGGCUAAGCCUCCUGAUUUGUAUGAUACCAACACAACCCUCAGUAUGUCUCGAGAUGCUUCUGUAUUUCAAGAUGAAAGCAAUAUGUCUGUCCUAGAUAUCCCUACUACCACACCAGAAAAGCAAAUAACACAGAUGCACCAGGGCCGAGGUAGGCUGGGCGAGGAAGACUCUGAUGUAGAUAUUGAAGGGUAUGAGGAGGAGGAGGAGGAGGAGGAUGGGAAACCUAAGACUCCAGCCCCAGAAGGUGAAGAUGGAGAUGGGGAGCUUGCUGAUGAAGAGGAAGGAACUGUACAGCAGCCUCAAGCCAGUGUCUUAUAUGAGGAUUUACUUAUGUCUGAAGGAGAGGAUGAUGAAGAAGAUGCUGGGAGUGAUGAAGAAGGAGAUAAUCCCUUUUCUGCUAUCCAGCUGAGUGAAAGUGGAAGUGACUCUGAUGUGGGAUCUAGUGGGAUUAGACCCAAACAGCCACGCAUGCUUCAGGAGAACACACGGAUGGGCGUGGAAAAUGAAGAAAGCAUGAUGUCCUAUGAGGGAGACGGUGGGGAGGCUUCCCGUGGUUUGGAAGAUAGCAACAUCAGUUAUGGGAGCUAUGAGGAACCUGAUCCCAAAUCAAACACCCAAGAUACAAGCUUCAGCAGCAUUGGUGGGUAUGAGGUAUCAGAGGAGGAAGAAGACGAGGAGGAAGAGCAGCGCUCUGGGCCAAGCGUACUCAGCCAGGUCCAUCUGUCAGAGGAUGAGGAAGACAGUGAGGAUUUCCACUCCAUUGCUGGGGACAGUGACUUGGACUCUGAUGAAUGAGUUUUCCUUUGGGCUUCCUUGGUCAGCCAUCCUGGUUCUCCAGCUUAGGUGGUUCACUUUUACCCCAAUUUGUUUAUAUUUGUACAGUGUCUGGUCCUGAGAUCAUCAGAUUAACUAACACCUAGCCUUUUAAAAAAAUAAGUAAAUUAUAAUAAAUCACCUCUCCUGAUCUUCUUCCUGGUAUAAUGUUACACUUUGAUUUAAAAACAAAGCAACCCCCUUCCAGCACUCAUAGGAACAAGAGAGUGCUCUUUCCUCUCCAGUGCCUUUUAAAUCCAAUGUGUUGUUCUUGGUAACAUUUUUUUUUCUUUGGAGAAGGAAGAAAGAUUAUGAAAGGACUAAUAAUUAUGACCUUGUUGUAUAAAAAAAUUUCCAAGCAUGGUAUCUCAAUUUUUUAAUUUGCAAGGUGGAACCAGGUAACUGUACCUCUGCUGGAAUAGAGAAUUGGAUUCUGUACCUUGCUACAUUUAAAAACAUAAACCUAUCAAAUAAAAUACCCAUUCUUUUUUUCAUUUGAUUAUGCCAUGCUUUGUUUCUAAAUGGACUCAAACCAGUAAUUAUAAAUCCCUUAAAACAGCCUGUAUGUCAGAAAUGAUAUGUUGUCAUGUAAGUGUGUUUAUCCCUGUACUUCCAGAGGAAGUGUUAAUUUCCUUAGUGCAAACAGAGUGUAUUCUGUUUCUUUUCAUGCUUAGGAGAUGGUUUUGUGCAUAGUAAGUACUCAGAAAAUGUUCCUAAAAUCAUAAAUCCCACAACAGAUAAUGUUAUUGAGCAUCUGCUUGAUGAUAAGCACUCUAUCAGAACCUUAGGAUGGAACGGUAAAUAAGACAUAUCUCUUUUACCCAGAGUUCACCAUUACCAUGGGAGAGGGGGGAUUUAAUUGAAAAUAUGUUCAUGAAUCAUUACAAAACUAUGAGAUAAAUGCAAUAAAGUAGAUCAAAAUAUAUAGGGGAAAAUAGAGGGUUGAUCAUGUCUAGAAAAGUUAGGAAGUCUUCCUAGAGAUGUUGAUAUAGUGGUUUGCCAGAUGGAACAGUCCAAGUAGUGAAAAGGCCAAAGUCUAGAAAUGGCAGAGUAUAUUCCUAGUUUGUUUGUUUAUUACCUGCCUGUUCCAGAAAGAAUUUAAAGUGAUUUAAAUCCUUGAGUUCUAGAGUGGCUACAGAAAGGACUGAAAGAUGAGAAGAAAAUUAUCUUCAAAAGCUUCAUUUACCAUUUGCUACUACUUACUGUGAAUUAUGGGAAAUGAACUUAAGAGUAGUGCUAUAAUGAGAUUUAUGUUUUAGUAACUUUCUGUAUAUUGAAUGAUGAAAGAGACUGAAGAAUCGUGUAAUUUGAUCUCAUUUUUGUAAAAGAAUAAUGUGGAUAUUUGUGUUUAUAUAUACUUGUAUAUACCCAAAAUCUGAAAGAAUAUGCACUAAUAUGUUCACAAUGAUAACCUCUGGGGAAUGGUAUUAUAAGGGUAAAAAUUAUAUGGUGGGGGGAGGUAUUAUACUUUUAUUUCUGUGUUGUUUAAAAUAUUAAAAAUUCCUUUUAUAAGUAUGUAUUUUUGUAAUAAAAAUUUUUGAAUUCCAACAACAGUGUGGAGAAUGGUUUGGAGAGGAACAAAUCUAGUUCAAGUAAGCGAAAAUGGCACCUAAACUGGUCUUUGAGG